Setaria italica (foxtail millet) is the source of this 4536-nucleotide messenger RNA. Its product is annotated as leucine-rich repeat receptor protein kinase MSP1-like. Gene Ontology annotation, biological process: protein phosphorylation. Lineage: Eukaryota; Viridiplantae; Streptophyta; Magnoliopsida; Poales; Poaceae. Gene Ontology annotation, molecular function: ATP binding; protein binding; protein kinase activity. The record is from RefSeq and is a predicted model, not a curated record.
CCUCGUGCUGGCUUCACUUCUCACAGGUCGCAAGCGGAACACGGCACCGACGGCGCGCCGCGGCCCCCCCUCUUCCACGACCGCCGGCAACCGGCAUUGUGGAGUGGCCGCGACCCCCGGGCAGGAUGUGUUUCAGGGAGAUCAUACUACCUUAGAUUGAUUAUGGUUUACUUGGACAACUUCUGAAAAGAGGAGAUGAGGAUCACGGUUCGAAAGGAUGCGUGGUGAGCAUAAAGCGAAGCAUUGGUUGGUGGUCUUUUUCUUCUGCCCUACUUGAAGGAAGAAUGCUGUCAAACUAAAAGGUUACAGUUAAAACUGCUGGCAAUGGGAUACCAUGGUUUCUGCAUUUUGAUCCUAAUCAUAUGCUUUGUCCCCAGCUCUGCUUUUGCUGAACAUAGUGAUAUAAGUACAUUGUUGGAUCUGAGGGAUGCAGUCACUGAAGGGAAAGGAUUCCUCUUCAACUGGUUUGAUUCAGAAACCACUCCAUGCAGCUGGUCAGGCAUAACUUGUAGGGGGCAUGCUGUUGUAGCUAUAGACUUGUCCUCUGUGCCAAUUUAUGCCCCAUUCCCAUCUUGUAUUGGGUCAUUCGAGUCACUUGUUAACCUCAACUUCAGUGGCUGUGGGUUUUCUGGUGAGCUUCCAGAUGCCUGGGAGGGCUUGCACCAACUCCAGUACCUUGAUUUGAGCAACAACCAGCUUACAGGGGCUCUUCCUGUCUCGUUGUAUGGACUGAAGAUGCUGAAAGUAAUAGUGCUUGACAAUAAUUUCUUUUCCGGACAAUUGAGCCCUGCUAUUGCUCAGCUUCAGUACCUCACGAAGUUAUCUAUAUCCGCAAAUUCCAUCUCCGGUGUCCUUCCUCCAGAACUGGGCAGUCUACAGAAUCUGGAAAAAAUGGACCUUCACAUGAACGCGUUGAACGGGUUGAUACCAGCCACUUUGGGGAACCUCUCUCGGCUCUUGCACCUCGAUGCAAGCCAGAAUAAUCUCAGUGGAUCAAUAUUCCCUGGAAUAACUUCAAUGGUGAACCUUGUGACAGUUGAUCUCUCUUCAAAUGGUUUGGUGGGGCCACUACCUAGGGAGAUCAAUCAGCUGAAGAAUCUUCAGUUGUUAAUAUUGGGACAUAAUCGUUUCAGUGGAAGCAUUCCAAAAGAGAUUGGUGAACUAAAUCUGCUGGAAGUGCUUGAACUCUCUGAUUGCCAGUUCACAGGCACCAUUCCUUGGUCAAUUGGAGGUCUCAGAAGCUUAAAGGAGCUUGAUAUAUCAGAGAACAAGCUCAAUACUGAACUCCCGGCAUCUGUUGGUGAGCUGGGAAACCUAACCCGUCUAUUUGCAAAGGGUGCCGGUCUCAGUGGGAACAUUCCGAGAGAUCUUGGUAACUGCAAGAGGCUUGUGCUUGUUGAUCUGUCCUUCAACUCCUUUACUGGCUCUAUACCCAAAGCACUUGUAGGUUUAGAAGCCAUUGCUACAUUUCUUGUGGAAGGGAACAAUCUAUUUGGCCACAUUCCAGAUUGGAUUCAGAAUUGGGUAAAUCUUCGUUCCAUAUCACUAGCACAGAACAUGUUUGAUGGACCCCUGCCAGUGUUGCCUUUGCCACAUCUAGUUACAUUCUCUGCGGCAACUAACAUGCUCUCUGGUUCUAUUCCUGUGGAGAUAUGUCAGGCCAAGUCACUGCAGUCACUCAUAUUACACAAUAACAAUCUGACUGGGAAUAUAAUGGAGACAUUUAAAGGGUGCAAGAACCUUACGGAACUUAACCUCCUAGGAAACCAUCUUCAUGGUGAGAUACCGCAUUACUUAUCUGAGCUACCGCUAGUAAGAGUGGAGUUGUCCCAAAACAACUUCACCGGAAAGCUGCCAGAUAAAUUGUGGGAAUCAUCAACUAUUCUGGAGAUCACACUCAGCUACAAUCAGCUUACUGGCCCUAUACCAGAAAGCAUUGGUGGGCUCUCCAGUUUGCAGAGGCUACAGAUCGACAACAACUACCUGCAAGGACCUAUCCCUAGGUCGAUUGGCACUUUAAGGAAUCUAACAAACCUAUCUCUUCAUGGCAAUAGGCUGUCUGGCAACAUUCCACUAGAACUAUUCAACUGCACAAACAUUGUCACUCUGGACCUGGGCUCUAACUAUCUGAGUGGCCACAUCCCGAGGGCCAUAUCUCAAUUGACAUUUCUCAACAGCUUGAGUUUGUCUUAUAACCAGCUGUCUGGUACUAUACCUGCUGAGAUCUGUGUUGGAUUUGGGAAUGCGGCUCACCCGGACUCAGAAUUUGUUCAGCAUCAUGGCAUGCUUGAUCUUUCAUACAAUCGAUUGACUGGUCAUAUCCCAACAGCGAUCAAGAAUUGUUCUAUGGUGAUGGCACUAAACUUGCAAGGCAAUAUGCUGAGUGGAACCAUUCCCCCUGAGCUUGGUGAACUGACAAAUGUUACAACCAUCACUCUUUCUUAUAACGCAUUAGUUGGCCCGAUGCUUCCCUGGUCUGCACCAUUGGUACAACUUCAAGGCCUGUUUCUCUCUAAUAACUACUUAAAUGGCUCCAUUCCUUCUGAGAUUGGUCAAAUACUUCCCAAAAUUGAAAAGCUAGACUUAUCUGGUAAUGCACUUACUGGCACUCUGCCUGAGUCUUUGCUCUGCAUCAAUGACCUAAUCCAUCUGGAUGUCAGUAAUAACAACCUCUCUGGACAAAUCCCAUUCUCUUGUCCUAAAGAAAAAGAAUAUUCGAGUUCACUGCUAUUCUUCAAUGCAAGUAGUAACCAUUUCUCUGGGAACCUAGAUGAGUCUAUUUCAAACUUCACACAACUUUCUUCUCUUGAUAUCCACAACAAUAGUAUCACUGGAAGUUUGCCUUUUUCACUUUCUGAUCUCAGUUCUUUAAACUAUCUUGACCUCUCAAGCAACGACUUCCAUGGUGUCAUCCCUUGUGGUAUCUGCAGUAUAUUUGGCCUCACAUUUGCCAACUUCUCUGGCAAUCACAUUGGCAUGUUCAGCUUAGCAGAUUGUGCUACAGAAGGUUUUUGUACUGGAAAUGGUUUUGAUCGUAAGGCGCUUCAUCCAUCUGAUCGAGUUCUAAGAGUAGCAAUCAUUUGUGUCAUUAUACUUGCAAUCAUCUUUGUCUUAGUUCUUCUGAUGGUUUGUCUGAGAUGGAAACUAUUGAGAAGCAGGCCCUCAGCCCUUGUACCCGCCAGUAAGGCCAGGGCUACAGUUGAGCCAACCUCAAGCGAUGGACUCCUAGGGAAAAAGUUUCGGGAACCCCUGAGUAUCAAUCUUGCAACAUUUCAACAUGCACUGCUAAGGAUCACCGCAGAUGACAUUCUGAAAGCCACCGAUAAUUUCAGUAAGGUGCAUAUCAUAGGGGAUGGUGGGUUUGGCACUGUCUACAGGGCAGCACUUCCUGAAGGUCGGAGUGCGGUCAAGAGGCUUCAUGGUUGCCAUCAGUUCCAAGGUGAUCGUGAGUUCUUGGCUGAAAUGGAAACAAUUGGGAAGGUGAAACAUCCUAAUCUGGUUCCUCUACUUGGCUACUGUGUUUGUGGUGAUGAACGGUUCUUGAUAUAUGAGUACAUGGAGAAUGGGAAUCUUGAGAUGUGGCUUAGGAACCAGGCUGAUGCCAUCGAAGCACUUGGAUGGCCAGACCGCCUGAAGAUCUGUCUUGGUUCUGCCCACGGGCUUUCUUUCCUGCACCAUGGCUUCGUGCCCCAUAUCAUCCACCGGGACAUGAAAUCAAGCAACAUUCUAUUGGAUGAGAACUUCGAGCCGAGGGUCUCUGACUUUGGCCUUGCAAGGAUAAUCAGUGCAUGCGAGACUCACGUCAGCACCAACAUUGCUGGUACAUUGGGCUACAUACCUCCAGAGUACGGCCUGACAAUGAAAUCCUCUACAAAAGGUGACGUGUACAGCUUCGGCGUUGUCAUGCUGGAGCUGCUCACUGGACGGACACCUACUGGGCACGAGGAGGUGGAAGGUGGUGGAAACCUGGUGGGCUGGGUACGGUGGAUGACUGCACACGGUAGGGAGAACGAGCUGUUUGAUCCUUGCCUGCCAGUCUCGAGCACGUGGCGGGAACAGAUGGCCUGUGUGCUCGCCAUUGCUCGGGACUGCACAGCCGAUGAGCCGUGGAGGAGGCCAACCAUGCUGGAGGUGGUUAAGGGCCUCAAGAUGGCCCAGACAAUGGAAAGUGGACCUCUGGUGGUGACAGUGACCGGGGACAUGUAAUGCGGGCGACAUCAUCUUGACAUGCUGAUGCAACUGGAAGAUGAGCGAAGGUUGUUCUUGAUGCUGAAGUACUAAUAUAGGCUAGUUAUAGCUGUAGUCUGUACAUUGAUCUUAUCUGGUGACUGUAAUGAGAGAAACUAAUGCUGCUCAUGUUCAGGCUGUAGUUAGUGGUGUUAACUUUCUAUCUGGAUCCAAGUACUCUUUCUUCUACCUGGCAACCACCAUUGUUUUUCGUUUUUUCCUUGUUUGCUGACUUUGCAUUCUAUUUUGUUGUCACUUGUGUUGCUGCUUUUAACUGAAGCUGUUAGCUCAUGGCUUUGCCCAGAUUCA